Molecule: messenger RNA, 1548 nt
Organism: Hibiscus syriacus
Lineage: Eukaryota; Viridiplantae; Streptophyta; Magnoliopsida; Malvales; Malvaceae
Product: berberine bridge enzyme-like 7
Exons: 6
Coding region: 1-1548 (515 amino acids)
Molecular function (GO): flavin adenine dinucleotide binding
Source: RefSeq, a predicted model, not a curated record
AUGGGGGUCGGAUUCGUUAAUGAUAUUGGUUUUGCGAGUGAUGUGCUCAAGGAGUUAGUGUCUCUAGAUUCGUUUGAGUUUGUUUUAUCGGCUGCCAAUAUGUUUUGGGAAUUCUUCAGUUAUCUGUUUUCUGAUUGGUGGUGGUUGUCUAGUGGUCUGUACUUUCGUGGGCGAUUUCUGUCUCUUGUUUCGGUGAUGCUGUGGUUUGAUCGUGUGCUAUUGCUAGGAGAAGGCGAUAAUUGUGGCCAGUUUAACAGAAGGGGGCUGGGGUUUGGUGUGUAUGUUUUAAGAGUUUAUGUGUUCUAUGUUCCUACCACCUCAAGAUGCCAUUUAACGCCCAACAAUUCAUCUUUCGAAACUAUAUACCAGCGUGCUAAUAACCUUCGAAUAGUCUUGUCUACAACUUCGAGACUGCGGGCCAUUAUAACCGCCCUGCAUCCAUCCCAUGCUCAAGCCACCGUCGUUUGCGCCAAGCGUCAUGGUUUUCAAAAUAGCCGAGAAAGCAAUGUCCAUGGGUUCCCAUCUGGUUAUUGCACCACUCUUGGCAUUGGUGGACACUUUAGUGGAGGUGGCUAUGGGUUUCUUAUUAGAAAAUACGGGCUCUCCAUCGAUAAUGUCAUCGAUGCACAGUUGAUUGAUGCCAAUGGAAGGAUCCUAACCGUGAAUCAAUGGGAGAGAUGUGUUUUGGGCGAUAAGAGGAGUGGAACAACCAGCUUUGGGAUCAUCCUUUCAUGGAGGGUCAAGCUGGUUCGUGUUCCACCUAGGGUUACAGUAUUCACCGUGCAAAGGACAUUGGAGCAAGGCGCAACGGAGCUGUUUAUCGUUGGCAACAAGUUGCACCAAAACUGCCAAAAAGAUCUUUAUAUUCGACUCCAGCCUCAGCCCAUUAACAAUGGCCGCAACAACAGAACCGUUAGGGUUUCAUUCAAGGGUCACUUUCUAGGGAAAACUAAUAGACUUAUGCGAUUGAUGAGCCACAAGCUUUCCCGAAUUGGGUUACAACGAAGUGAUUGUUUAGAGAUGAGUUGGGUCGAAUCCACCGUAUGGGCUGAAUUCCCCAAUGGAACUACCACCGAUGUGUUGCUGGAUAGAGUGCAGGUGAACCGAUCAUUUGGCAAGAGCAAGUCGGAUUAUUACAAAGCAGUGAUUCCUAAACAAGGGUUGGAGAAGUUAUGGGAGGCAAUGAUGGACACUGAAGACAUCUUCCUCCUAAUGAACCCUUAUGGCGGGAGAAUGGAAGAGAUUUCGGACACAGAAACUGCUUUUGCGCACCGCGGCGGUAACCUUUUCAUGGUGCUAUAUGAAGUGACAUGGUCCGAGUCAGACGGAGGCAUAGACGCCGCUGCACGAUACGUCGAGUUGUCGAGGAGGUUGUACCGAACAAUGGCACCAUACCGUCGAGAAAACCAAGAGAAGCAUUCGUCAACUACCGAGAUCUCGACAUCGGUAGCAACGAGAGCAACGAGACGGAUUUCGAGAAUGCCAAGGAAUAUGGGCAAAAUAUUUCGUGAACAAUUUCAUGAGCUGACGAGAGUGAAACUAAGAUAG